UUUCAUUUUCAGCAAAAUACUUGUUUCUGCAUUGCCCUUUAUGUUGCCGUGUUCGUUAUUCGUUAUCGUGAGCCGAGUAACGAGUUAGCUUUGAGUGGGCCUGCGAGUGAGAGCUGAGUCGCUGGUCGCUGCUGAGUGUUGAGAACAACAUCGAAAGACAAAAACAAUGGCGACAACACAAAUGCGAGCACGAAGCGUAAAAAAGCUUGAAAAGCCUCGGCCGCUGAAGCUGGCUCAGCGUCAAUCGACCGUCGACGGGCGGAUAUCGACAAUUGAGGACAUUCUGUCCUUAAUCGACAAUGUGAUAAUGCAAUUAAGCAAUGGUUACCACGAUCGAAUGCUGCAAACAAAAGUGAUUACAAUGUGCAAUCACCUGAAGCUGUAUUCUUCGCAGCUGGAAACUAUGUACAAAGAUCAGCUUGAUAGAGCCUUUGUAGUAAUUAGAAACGCCAGCCACGAUGGAAGAUUGGAUGUCACAACAAGAGUUCACUUGCUGGAACUUAUCGAAUUGAGAGCCAAACAAUGGCACCACUCCGACUCAAUGGAUGCUUAUUAUACGCAAAAACUUACGCAUUUAGAUAAUCACCACCAUAAUGAAGCAAGAUCUCCGGAGAAUCCAACUCUGAUGAUGAUGCCACUAGCGUCGCCCUCGACACCAGUUUUGAGACCAGGUGAGGUGAUUAAGAACAGUGGGAAAUUUGCGAAACCAACGCGGAUUCCUGGCAAAAAUUAUUGCAAGGAUGAAGUUAUUAUUCGCAACAGUGAUUCAGGAAAAGUGAUGGGAAUAAAAGGGCGACGAGUUCACAUGAUCGAAGAACUCAGCGAGACCAUCAUCUCUUUCCAGCGAGUGAACCCCGGAGCGAAAGAGAGGCUUGUCCAAAUCACGGGAACUUCAGAGGACAAGAUACAUUACGCGAAGGAUUUAAUAAAGAACACGAUACAACGAAAUGCAUCGCCCGUUCGACUUGAUCAAGGUGGAGGAGAGAAAAGCGGGAUAGGCGACUCAAGCUCGUCCCUGAACAGCAGCGCGUCUGACGAAAGCAACAGACUGCAAAGCUCGCGUUCUCGUCUUGCCCACAGCUUCUCCACCAACGACGCCAGUAUUGGCGAAUACAAACUUACGGUUAUUGUCGGUAACCAAUCUUUGAAGAUCUCUGGCUGUGAUUUGAACCUUGUCAAGACCGCGAAACAAAUUCUGGAAGAUCUUCUGUCUGGAGAUGGAGAGCAGUCCAACAGCGGGGUUGAGUUCUUCAGUCUGGAAGAAGAGGCUGCCUUUUCUCCAGUCAAUCAGUCCAGCCCGCAGAUUUACUCCAACAUUUACUCGAACAAGGCCCAAGUCCCAGGCAGAGAACUGAGUCUCGAAAGCAGUACAACUUCUGAAAACGAGGAAACUUACAAAGCUCGUGCAAUUUCGGAACCCACGAAGACGAAGCCGAAGAAAAAUGCCUCGAGGGAAUUGUCGUACGAUUUUUUAAUGAUGUGCUCCGAAGGACCCUAUGCAAAGAGGGCUCCCGCAGAUUGGGCUCGAAUCCAAAAGGAGUGCCCCAACAUUGUGCGCAAGGUAUUUGACAGGAAUGAUAAUUACAUUUCUCACAAUAUGUUUGCAAUGAAUAAUAACAAAACCGUUGAGCCCAAGGCUAGUUACUUCAUUGACGCCGAAAAUAACAAACAUCCACGCUACAAUUUCGUCUACUUGCUCUAAAGAAGUUUAUUAAAUUUUGUUCCUUCGUUACUAAAGAGUUCUCUAUCAAAAAUCGGACAACUGCAAUUGUCAAAACAUUGCAAAACAUUGCAAAACAUUGCAAAAUCUGUUCCGAUUACAGGAUAAAAAAUUAUUUUCUCAGACAGAUACUUUGAAAACUUUUCCAAGAUGAAGUUUUUAACGCUCUCUGAAUAUAUUACACGAAUAGAAUGAAUACAUUAAGAAGAAACGAAACUGUUAAGGCUGAUGAGGCUAUGAACCGGAAUUUCAUAGUCAGACUCGUUUACACUUAUUUCCUUCUGGAAAAUUACUCAACGUUUAAGGCAUUGAUUCUCAGAGAAAUUUAUUAAUCAGAGACUUUACAUUAUUAUUGUUGAUGAAAGUAUGUAAAAGUUUUUAUACUAGUGUUAAGAUUUACAAUAUUCGACUGAAGCCAAACUAUUAUUAGUAAACUAUCAUUAGUAUUCGAAUCAAUAGAUUUAAUUGUUUAUAUAAACCAAAAAGAAGGUUGUGAAGAACUUAGAGAAAUAAUUAACUACCCUAUAGUAUUAUUAUAAAAGAAAGUAUAUCUCACGUUAACAGUAUUACACGAUAGUUGAGCUAUUUUGUACCAUGUUUAAACUUCUAUUACAGAAGUAUUUACACUCACAACCAAAGAGAUUAAACUAAAUGCGCGUUUAUCUAAAAUCCAUGACAAAUACACUUAGUCUUCUUUUCGUUCUUAAUCUCUUGCAUUGUAAAAUUCAUCAAAGAGAUUCUUCCGUUAAAAAUCUUUCUUUAGACGUACUUUCUUAACAGACUCUUUAUUUUCUUUUUUUUUUUUACUUUCUUAACAGUAUCCAUGAUUAAGAAAAUUGUUUUUUGUCAUUUGAUAAAUUUGAUAAAUUUAAUAAACGCAUUAAUUCACA
This is a messenger RNA of Leptopilina heterotoma, 2610 nucleotides long. It is a transcript of the gene mxt, whose product is annotated as eukaryotic translation initiation factor 4E-binding protein Mextli. The transcript is spliced from 10 exons. Gene Ontology annotation, molecular function: translation initiation factor activity; RNA binding; eukaryotic initiation factor 4E binding. The coding region runs from base 167 to 1702 and encodes 511 amino acids. The record is from RefSeq and is a predicted model, not a curated record. NCBI's taxonomy places the organism in Eukaryota, Metazoa, Arthropoda, Insecta, Hymenoptera, Figitidae. Gene Ontology annotation, biological process: positive regulation of translation; regulation of formation of translation initiation ternary complex. Gene Ontology annotation, cellular component: RNA cap binding complex; cytoplasm.